UUAAAUUCACAACUUAUGUAUAACAAGGAAGCUCAACAAUCUUCGUAAAAAAGUACAAUAUAUUUAUUUAAUGUAAUGUAAGCAGUACGCUAAUCAAUGUUUGCAAAGUCUCAGAUUCUACUGUAGAUAGAGUCUAAAUCUAGACUAGGCCUCUUCUCAGUCUCAGGACAAUGGGUGAUUUUUUAAAGGGUCUCCCAUCUUAUAAUGAAAGCAACUUCACCAGAUUCCAUUCUGACUCUAGUCACAGAUAUAAUAAACCAACUGUGUAUAUAUCAACAAAAGAUUACCCAUCAGAACAAGUAAUAACAACAGAGAAGACCAACAUAUUGUUAAGAUAUCUACAUCAGCAAUGGGAUAAAAAGCAUGUUUCUCAAAGCGGAGGCAAGAAACGAGACAGCCAGCGUGCUAAUUUGUCUGAAUUAAGUGAAGGAAGCUCAUCAUCCAAAGUUGCCCGAGUCAACUCCACAGACAGCAGCUAAAGUAGAUUAGUUUAGACAAUUAUCAUUAUUGCUCAUGACUUGGAAGUUGUUUUUCAUACUUUAAGUUUUUCAUUUUUUCUUGUUUUUUUUGUUUGUCUAAGACCCACAUCUGUACAAAAAUAUUAAUAAAGUUUCCAUUUCCACUAGCCUAGACUUGAAGUAACCAGUAAUGGUAAUAUGAAAUUUCAAGCUUGCAUGAUUUACGGGUUAAAAAGUUCUGUUAAACUAAGUUUAGUGUAAAUAAUUUAUAGUUAAGUUAAUAUUUCUGCAUUUUAGCUGAUUAUGAUUAUUAGUAUAUUAAUAGCCAAACAUUAGGAUUUUUUAUCUACUAAAUGUCAUGGUUGAAAGGUUGAAAUUGAUGCUAAAAGGCAUGUUUUAACAAAACCAAUAAUACAAUUUUAUAUGAGCAUUCUUUCCUUUUAACUUGAAUAUAUUCACAUGAUUCAGAAAUUAUCAGCAUCAUAAAAUCUAUUACAGUGUUCUGGAAUAUUUUUGUAUCAAAAGACCAACCUGUGAUGUGCUUUUAUAAUGCUGAAAAUGUGCAACUGAUCUUUAUAAUUUUCUCUCAUGUAAUGUUCACUAUUUUGCUAGUUUAUUAACUUGGUUUGAUCAUGUGUAUUCAAAUAUGAUUACAUUGUGUUGCAGUCACAUUUUUCUUCUUUGAACAUAUUCUGUAAAUAUUUACCACAUAAAAUGUAUGCUGUUUUAACUUAUUGAAUGAAAGCCAGUCAGUACUAGUAAAACUAUUCCAUUCAAUCAGUUAAGAAUCAUGAUAAAAUGCUUUAAACUUUCAGUUAUUUAGUAAAUUUGAGCAGAUUUCAAACUUUUACAACAGUUAAUGUUGUUCAGCUAUUAACAACAAUGUCCAACUAAGUUGUCUGGUGAAAGCCUGUUUCUAAGCUUUUGAUAUGCUAGGAAGAAUCCACUCCUGUUAUUUGAUGAUUGAAUAAAACAUUUGCUCCUAUAAA
Molecule: messenger RNA, 1447 nt
Organism: Biomphalaria glabrata
Lineage: Eukaryota; Metazoa; Mollusca; Gastropoda; Planorbidae
Product: DET1- and DDB1-associated protein 1-like
Exons: 5
Coding region: 171-479 (102 amino acids)
Biological process (GO): positive regulation of proteasomal ubiquitin-dependent protein catabolic process
Cellular component (GO): Cul4-RING E3 ubiquitin ligase complex
Source: RefSeq, a predicted model, not a curated record